Musca domestica (house fly) is the source of this 5232-nucleotide messenger RNA. It is a transcript of the gene Snrk, whose product is annotated as SNF-related serine/threonine-protein kinase. NCBI's taxonomy places the organism in Eukaryota, Metazoa, Arthropoda, Insecta, Diptera, Muscidae. Gene Ontology annotation, cellular component: cytoplasm. The coding region runs from base 909 to 3764 and encodes 951 amino acids. Gene Ontology annotation, molecular function: ATP binding; protein serine/threonine kinase activity; tau-protein kinase activity. The record is from RefSeq and is a predicted model, not a curated record. The transcript has 8 exons. Gene Ontology annotation, biological process: microtubule cytoskeleton organization; protein phosphorylation; intracellular signal transduction.
UAUUAGAUAGAUGCCUAAUACGAAAAAUAUUCACUAUUUUAAUGGAUAAAACACAGAAGAAAAUUUUAAUUUCCAAUUGUGCAUUGUAAACAAUAAGUGUUGGUGUUAGAUGUUGUCGUUCGGUGUUGUUGGAGCGCAACUAAUUUUGUCAAUUUUCACGCUCCAUACUAUGGAUACAUAGAAGUUAUUUGUGUCAGUGAAGAAAUUUGUGAAAAAAAGUUUAUCUAAUUUCCCCGUGAAGAAAUUUUCAUCAAGCCUCAGUGAAAAUGUUAAUUACAUAGAAGAAAUUGCCGAAAGAUUCCAGCAGAGCAAGGCAACGGAUGAAGAAAAAGUAGUAUUGAGUUGAAAGAAAGCUAAUUUGCAAUAGAAAAGUGAUUUUUUUCUUCGUUUUGCAAAAUCUUGAGUGACAAUUGUGCGUGUGCUUUUUUUUUUUUGAGUAUGCGGACGGGUGUGUGUGUACGUUUGUGAUCUUCGCCACGCCAAAGAGAAGACAAAUGGACAGACAGACAGGCAGAUAAUCGGUCAGUCAGUCGGUCAGUUUGUCAAACAACAACAACAUCCGGGGGAGAAGAAAAUUAUAUCCAAAGAAAACGUUAGCAGGCACCCAAACCUUGCGCAACAAACAAACACACAUACAUUCUCAUACAUUCGCAAUAAUAAUAACAAUAACAAUAAUUUAAGGAAAUUGAAAUUCCUUUAGACGCGGCGAGCAAAAAAAAAAACAGAAUCUAUAAAUCUGUGACAAAUAAGAACACAGCACAGGAAAAAAAAUUAAACCGCACAAACGCAGUCACCAGUAGCAGUCGCAGCAGCAGCAUCACCCUACUCAUCAUCGUACAUACCUACAUAUUUACCAUACAUAUAUUAACACAAUCGAUUUGUGUUAAUUGCUCUCUACAUCUUGUGAUAUGCAACAUCAGCAUCCCAGAACAUUGGAGGCUUCGGCUGCUGCCCAUACAUCUGGCGGUGCUUCGUACGAUGGUAAAAUUGCUGGUCUCUAUGAUUUGGAGGAGACAUUGGGUUCGGGACAUUUUGCUGUAGUGAAAUUGGCACGACAUGUCUUCACCGGGGCCAAAGUGGCCGUCAAGGUGGUGGACAAAACCAAACUGGACGAAGUCUCUAAGGCUCAUUUGUUUCAGGAAGUAAGAUGUAUGAAACUCGUACAGCAUCCCAAUGUCGUGCGUCUGUACGAAGUUAUUGAUACCCAAACUAAAUUAUAUUUAGUUUUGGAAUUGGGCGAUGGCGGUGAUCUCUACGAUUAUAUCAUGAAACACGAUGGUGGUUUGAGUGAAAAUUUGGCCAGGAAAUAUUUUCGUCAAAUAUUGCGGGCAAUUACAUACUGUCAUCAGUUGCAUGUGGUACAUAGAGAUCUAAAGCCAGAAAAUGUGGUGUUCUUUGAAAAGCUCGGCGUGGUUAAACUUACCGAUUUUGGUUUUAGCAAUAAAUUCUCUCCUGGCCAGAAGUUGGAAACGUUUUGUGGUAGCUUGGCUUAUUCAGCGCCCGAAAUUUUAUUGGGAGACUCAUACGAUGCACCAGCUGUGGACAUUUGGUCGCUUGGCGUCAUCCUCUAUAUGUUGGUGUGUGGCCAACCACCCUUUGAGAAGGCCAAUGAUUCGGAAACCCUUACCAUGAUUAUGGACUGUAAAUACAGUGUACCACCACAGGUGUCACCAUCAUGUCGCAAAUUAAUUGCCUCCAUGCUGGUGCGGGAUCCCAAGAAACGGGCAACGCUUGAACAAAUAUCCGCCGACGAAUGGGUGAAUGAAAUGAGCAGUGCAAAUGAUGCCAUGGAUUCGCUGCCGCUGAUAAGUCGGGAACAGUUGAGCGAAGAAGAUCAUGCUUUCAUAAUACAAAAAAUGAUCAAUGGCAAUAUAGCACCCAAAGAGGAAAUUCUUCAAGCAUUGGAUAAAAACAAAUAUAAUCACAUAACAGCAACCUAUUUCCUAUUGGCCGAAAUGCGUUUGCGUAAACGACGCGAGGAACAACACCUCAAGCAUAAUCCCCAUUUGGCCUCAACGCUGCAGGGGAAAAAAAACAUUGUUGGUGGACGUGCCCAAGUGCCGGAUAAAAAAACAGCUGGCGUUGGUGUUGGGGGCAUUGGUGGUGGUGGUGGCAAACAACCAAUGAUGGUGCCAAUUAAUAUUGUUUGUGCACCGGAACCAAUGCAAAAUGAUUUAAAAACGGACAAACGUACAAGAAAAUGUAGCAUUGUACGCGAGGAGGAUGAAGAGGAAUCUUCACAUGAACUCUCAUCGGACGGUAAUGAAUUGAAAGUGGCCGUCACCAGACGUGAGUCAAUAUCUGAUGGCCGUCUUAAUCGUUCUGUUCAAGAGAAAUGUUCUAAUAUUGUCUCCUCCUCUUCCACAGCCUCUAACAAAACGAGUGGUGGUGGCGGUAGAGGAGGAGGCGUGGCAGAUGCCGAUGACACGGAUGCCGUCAUGGAUACACCAACAAAAAUGGUUGUAUCGGUCGAUGCUGCGCUGGCGCAAAAACUAAAACAAAUCGACAAGGAUACAACCGACGACGACGUCGUCAGCUGCUUGACGGUGGUGCGUAAACCCCCACCACCAUCAUCGCCUGACAAUUCGGAAAAUAAUACCGAAAAAUCAUCGGAAAUGGAGGACACGUUACGCGGCCUAAAGGAAUUGGAAAUUGGCAAACUGAAACAUUUGCCAGGAAAUACGCAUAAAAAUCCUGUCCUCACACAUAGACGUCACUCGAAAUUGAAUAAAAUUCGAACGCCAUCGUGCAGCAGUUCCGAGGCGUCCGACGAUGAUACGAAAAGUCGUAACAAAAAGAAAAUCCAUAAAUUAGGCGGUGAUACACCGACACGUUUUCGAAUGCAUCGGCGUGACUCACAUGAUGACUCGAGUGAUUCGCAGGAUCAAGGAUUUCCAACGACGGGUGGUACACAUGGUGGCCAUGAUUUGAUAACAACAACAAAUGUCAACAAUAAACGCGAAAGUCAAAAUCAUCAGCAAAACAAAUCGGAAUCCGAUACACGUAAUAAAUCAUCUCACGCCCAUGGGCACCAUCAUAGUAGUACACACAAACAACAGCAGCAUAAACACAAUAGAACAACAACAAACAACAAGGAUGGCCACAACUCACUGGCUGAGUCGUCGAAAACAUCGGUCAUCCCGCUUAAUUCGAAUAAUGUCACCAAUAUUCGAAUACGUAGACGAAUACGCGAAAGUCAAUCAUUGGAUCGCAUUACGGAGGCUCAAGAAUAUGAAAUGCGUCAUCAGUACAACCAUCAUCAUCAUCGUCUGUCGUAUUCGGGGGGCGAAAAUGGCGAACGUUGUACAAUUACCGAUCAAAGAAAUUCCCUGUUUAAUUUGCAUACCUUUCCCGAGACCAAGGAAGACGAUGAUGAUGACGACGAUGCCAUGGACGAUGAGGUAUGCAAUGCGGCUGGUGGCACAAAUUUGGAUGGUGAAAACAAUUCCGAUUUUGCCAAUCAAGCUGAACAGCUAAGAAACUCCUUGAAUACCCUUAAGCUGAUAGGUGGUAUUAGUAGUGGUGGUGGUGGUGGCGGCAGUGGCGCCGGCAAUCAUUCGAAUAGCAGUAGCCUAAAAUCAUCCCAUACCCAUAGUUCCGCUAGUAGUAGCAUUUAUAAAUUAAAUUCCAUAGAAGAAAUCGAUUUGAUUAUCAAAGAAAAGAGUCUGACAAAGACACUGCAGGCAACCAGCUCCAAAUGUUUUGUGACCAUUCGAAAGAUACGCAAGCUAGGUAAAUAUUUUCCAGUUGUAAAUUUCUCGUAAUAACACGUUGCUGACCCACCUGGAAGAAGAACUAGAAGUAAUUGAUUGGCAGAACAUCAAGUAGCUGCUGCAGCAAGUGUGUCUAACAACAACAAAUAAAUGCCAAUUUAAAAUGCAUGUUCGUCGUUCAAAGCCCAAACAAAAAAAUCCCAAACAUUUAACCAGAGAAACACACAUACACACACGCGCGCAUUCUAUUGACAAAAUGUGCAAGCAACAAAACAAAUCAACAAAUGUUCUAGAAUUAUUCAUACAAAAAUGGGGUGGCGAAAAUAUUUCCGUUUUGGAAUUUGUAAAACAAAAAUUGAGAGAAAAAAUUAUUUAAAUUUCAAUUUCCAAUUUGGGUUUCUCAGAAAGUAUUAAUUCGUUUGAAUUGAGAACAAGUCAAGGUGUAUUUAUAAGGUGGCGCAAGAGGCGAAUUCAAAAGUUUAAUUUUUUGUUGGAAAAAUUUAACCAAAAAAAUAUGAUAAUUUUCAAAAUUAAAUUUUAUACUGGCAUAUUUUUGAGGUUAUAAAGGCAAGACCUAGUCCUUAGCCGGUCUUAAAGAAAACCUUGUAAAAAGAUUGAACCAUUUUCAAAAGAAUUCCUACGGAUUUUCUUUCGGAUUGACAUAGAGAAACAUCCCUUUUAAUAUUGUAAAAAGAAUGACAAAAAAUUGUAUUGAAAAAAUGCAAAUUUCAAAUGGAGUUGUUUUCGUUGGCCCAUUGCAACAAAACAAAAAGAGCUGUAGUCUAUAAGAAUUAAAAUAAUUAACCAUGGAACUAAGUUGAGUUAUACAAUUCCUUUUUUAACUUCUUAUAAAAACAAAAAACCAAGAGAAACAAAAAUAAAUUAAAAACAAAAUACAAAUCAAAUAAUUGUGGUAACUUUGCAUCCAUAUUGAAAAUAUGUUGUCUCGUGUAUACCGUGUAAAACUUCAAAUCCAAACAAACAAACAAACAAAAAUAAUAUAUGAAAACUUAGAUAUUUAUCGCCUGUUUAUUAGAGUUUAGUAACAAAAGAAAAGAGCAACAACAACAAACAAACCCAUUAAAAAAAUAUAUAAAUUAUGUAAAACAACUACAAAAAACAUAUAUAUAUUUCUAAUGCAUUAGUUUUAUUAUUUUUAAUUUAAACAAACCAACAAACAAAAAAAAAAAACAAAUAAAGAACAAUAAUUUAAGUAUAAAAAUCUAAAAGAAACAAAAAAACAAAUACACCCAAAAGCAUUCAUAAGAAACACACACAACUGCAAUCUUCAUCAUUUAGAAGAAUGGAAAAACAAAAAAAAAUUGAAAAAAAAAAAUAAAAAGAAUAAUAACAUCACGUACCUAUCUGUGUAUACCGUUCAAGGGAUCUAUUUCUAUCUCUUCCAAACCAUUUCAAAUCAUCUACAACACUCACUACUAACACUUCAUCUACUCUCUCAUUCAUUCAUCCAUCCAUCCAUCCCAUGGAGCCGCCUGUUAAUCAUUUGCAAAUAAAGAAA